UACUAUUGUUCUUUGUUGAUGUCUUAUUGGAAUGUGGAAAAGAGGCAUGGGAGGGUAGUGGUUUGAAAAUGAUGUUAAGAUGCCAUGGGAACAAAAUUCCAAAGACUUAAGAUGUGUAGCAAUGGCUGUUGUGGUUGGCAUCUUUAACCUAACCAAUGUGAGUAGUGUUUUAGGGCAGUCUUUGAUACCCCUCUCUCAUUAUCUUCCGCACGGCUUUUGCUGAUAAUUACCACUAACAUAACAAAAUCCUUAUAUAAAACUUGGUUAUUCUACUUUGUAAUUAACCCGCAUGUGUUUUGUGAACUGUUCUAAGGCUGAGUUUAUGGUUUUUUCUAUUCAUCUUCCAAUUCAAAUUAAAAAGGAAACAAAAAGCAAAAAUUUGCAGUUGCAGAUGCAAUCAUGUUAUCCCUUCAGGGUUUUUUUUUCUUAAUGAUAGUUUGAAUUUAAAGUUGAAGAUGCAAUUGGGAUUUGGAAGGCCAGAAAAUAAGAUGGAAAAGGGAAGUGGAUGAAAAGAAAGAGGGAAGGAAUGACGAGUAGUCUUAUUGCAUUAAGGAGAGAUGCAGGCUUGGACAAAGGGAGUGCAUAUACAACCCCUUCUUUCAAAUGCAAUGCAGGAUUGUGAAGGACGUGAUAGAGGUUGAACUUGAAGCUUCUCAUCCUGAAUCACCAAUCCGAAUUGGAAGGCCAAGCAGCAUGGUCAUCAAGAAGGCGAAAUCUGUGAUUCCUGCACACUUGGUGGCGGAAGCCAUAUCCACCCUCCACGGUCUGGAUCUAAGAUGGUCGGGGCCGAUCACACCAAGCGAAAUGCAGUAUGUUGAAGAGUAUGUUCUCGCCAAGUAUCCGCAGUAUUGCAAUGGCCUUGUCGAGAAAGAAGACGACAAGAAGAUUGGUCUCCACAAUCUCAGUAUCAAUGAGGAAUCCUCAGAAAGUAUGGCGGAUGAAAAGCACAAGUCUCCGAAGAGUAUUGGCAUCAGAGAGUCGUCUUCUCCCUCUUUCAGUAUCAAUCUCUCUGACCUCGACAAAACCCAGUUGGAGCCAUCAAGAUUGCUGGAGAUUCUCACCAAGAAAUCAUCGUUUUCGGGAAACUUCAUCUCCAUCCCAGAAAUCCAAGCUAGAAACCGAGCUUUGCAGCAUUGUGGGCUAUCAGAGAGUGAGUACAUGGUCCUCUUCACUCCAAACUACAAGGACGCCAUGAUGAUGAUCGGAGAAAGCUACCCCUUCUUCAGAGGCAACUUCUACAUGACGAUCAUCGGAGAAGAACGCGAUUAUAUAAGGCAGUUUGUUAUGGCAAAGGAUUCAAAAGUUGUUUCUGCGCCGGAAACUUGGCUGGACCUGAGGAUCAAGGGAUCACAGCUGAGCCAGUACUUCAGAAGGAAGUGUAAAAACAUCCCUAAAGGACUCUUCUCUUACCCUGCAAAUGUGAAUGGAACCCGCUAUUCAAUGCACUGGAUAUCAGAGGCCCACCGGAACUCAUGGCAUGUUCUUCUGGACGCGACGGAGAUGGUUAUCGGGAAGGACCGGCUGACGCUUGCGCUUCACCGGCCGGACUUUGUGCUCUGCACCCUCGAUGACAAGCAUACACAGCCCUCCAUGAUCACCUGCCUCCUGGUGAGGACAAAGUCUUUUGAUACUACUACACCUCUUUCUUAGAAUUUGAUCAGUGUUGGAGGAGCAAGUAAUAAAUCGAAUCCAUCCAAAAAUAUUGUAAUGAAACAAAUUUAUAUAUUUUGAAGAAAGCAAAUAUGAAUUUCUCUUCUUUUUUUCUGUUA
Vitis vinifera (wine grape) is the source of this 1769-nucleotide messenger RNA. RefSeq lists its product as uncharacterized. The transcript has 3 exons. Bases 604 to 1650 code for a protein of 348 amino acids. The record is from RefSeq and is a predicted model, not a curated record. NCBI's taxonomy places the organism in Eukaryota, Viridiplantae, Streptophyta, Magnoliopsida, Vitales, Vitaceae.